AUCUUUCAUCCUUUACAUACGUUCUAAAAUAUUCAACGUUUGUACGUCUGUAAUCUUCUGUUUGUGACGUUCUUCAAAACAUUAUCUUCCCAUAAUGGAAAAUGCAGGGGACAUUGAAAAUAAUAACGAAAAUCAGGGUCACAAUAACCCUCUGAUUGAAAUUCAUCAGGAACAAGUUGAAAUGAUCCCCGAAGACGAUGAACCAAUAGAAUUGGAGGAACCUUUGAAUAUAGAAGCACCUGAGGAAGCUGUAGCUCAUGUGAUCGAUAACGUUGAACCUCAAGUUCCGGAAAAUCCUCACAAAGACAAGAAUGGGCAUCACAUCGAAUCGAUACGACACUGCAAACAGAUCCCAGUGUGCAUAGUCAACGACAACCAAGACGUAAUGGAAUUCAUUCACGAGAAUAUCAGUGAAAACUUCUUCCCAAGCCACGGCAGCACCCUCAUCCACGUGGACGCCAAUCCAGACCUGCUGAUACCCAAAAACAUGCCAGCAGAGGAGUGUUUCAACUACAGAAGGCUCUACCUGAACCACAACUUCGACCGCUGGAUCCUGCCAAACUGCUUCAACAACGUCUUCGAGAAGGUGAUCUGGUUGAGACCACCCUGGUCCAACCACAUAAGAAACAGGAGCCAGACUUUCGAAAUCGGGAGACACAAGGAUACAGGUUAUUUAAACGUGAACUGCAAAGAGGAUUUCUUCAUUGUCGAGUGUCUUUUCGCUCCUACCAGCAAACUUGAGGACACCAAGACCGUUACUUUGGAGUGUGUAACUGUAGGCAACGAGCUGGCUGCUGCAAACGACGAUAUGGAGUUCUUGCAGAAGGUUGUGGGAGAUAAUCACACCAUUCCCACGGUGUUGGACAUCGACUUGGAGUUCUUCAUGACCAGAAACCCUUACUUGUUCAUCUACGAUAACACAAACGCCUAUGGGUUGUUGAGGAAUCUGUUUGAGUACACUCCACCAGCUUCGUACGCUGAUGAAGACAUAGUGGCUACUGUGGAAAAGAGAGCGGAAGACAUGAAGGAGAUAGCGUUGUUGUUCUUGGAAUUGUCAAAUAACCACAAGCUGCCCGAUCUGGGUUACAACCCCAUGAGUUUGAUCUACUAUAGAACCUCCUUGAUAUUAGAAGAGUUCCAGCGUCACAACUACCAAAUCGCAGAGAUAGAUUGGGAUAUGAUGUACGAUUGUGGACAUAGUUUUGGCGUACACGAUUUGCCUCACCAGGUGUCUACACACGCUGAGCUAGAUGUGCUGUUCAACGUUCUGGAGAAGUUCUUGGAUUCCCUCCAUGAGCCUCCUUCCAUCAUAACGGUCUCCAGGUCUGACCUGGAGAACUACGCGUACAUCGAAGCUAGGCUUCUGGCCCUGCUACACUCCAAGUUCAACUGUGCUGUUCCUUUGGCUUUCGAUCAAGGAAACAGCGUAGGCGUAAACGACAGUGUGACUGAAUCUAGCGAAGCAGCGGUCGAAGAAGAGGAGGAAGAAGACCUGAAUGGCCAACUAAUAGAUGAUUUUCUCGAUUUUCUCACGUUGGGUAAUGCACCGAACGAUAACGUUGAUGCGUUAAAUGCCAAUCUUCUAGUCGACGAUAACCAAGAUGAAGACAGUUCUGACCUUUGAAACUGUCAACGGUAUUGACAUUAUCGUUUGACAAAUGACAGAGGGCUUUGUCUUUCAUCAACUCCAAUUUUUUCGCGUGUUUUCAGUUGGAAAUGUGUGGAUCUUGAGGAAGUUGUUCAGCUGAAGAUGAUUUAAAUAUUCGUUUGAGAUGAAGUUAUGAAAUCUUUCAUAACAUACAGCUUCGCGUGGGUGUGUAUUGAAACAAAUAUCUGUGAUUUGAUCUUUUGUAAUUGAAUUUUGUAUUUGUAUAUUAUCUACUUUUAUUCAUUUUACUAUUUGUAAUGAAACGCAUUCAAGAAUUGCUUUUAAUGGC
Molecule: messenger RNA, 1937 nt
Organism: Harmonia axyridis
Lineage: Eukaryota; Metazoa; Arthropoda; Insecta; Coleoptera; Coccinellidae
Product: UPF0489 protein C5orf22-like
Exons: 2
Coding region: 95-1624 (509 amino acids)
Source: RefSeq, a predicted model, not a curated record